Messenger RNA from Andrographis paniculata, 997 nucleotides. RefSeq lists its product as uncharacterized. The record is from RefSeq and is a predicted model, not a curated record. NCBI's taxonomy places the organism in Eukaryota, Viridiplantae, Streptophyta, Magnoliopsida, Lamiales, Acanthaceae. The transcript has 9 exons. Gene Ontology annotation, molecular function: double-stranded RNA binding. The coding region runs from base 1 to 876 and encodes 291 amino acids.
AUGGCGGUGGAGAUGAGGAACUUUCUCGGCGGCUUCGCAUGUCCCUGUCGCCGAUUCUCCUCCGAAUUUCCGUUAAAGUCUCCUCGUCGCUUCACAACAUUCGCAGUUGUUAAGAGGAGUCCCAAGCGCCUCAAGUACUCCACUCCGCGCUUUACCAAGGAGGAUGGACUGCUGUACGUUGAAGUUGAUCCGAGCGGUUCGGACGCGUGGAAACUGGAUCCUAUUGUCGAGCUAUUGAAACAAGGAGCUGUUGGAGUAAUUCCUACUGACACUGUGUAUGCAAUAGCUUGUGAUUUGAGAAACAACUCAGCUAUUGAACGUUUGCGUAGAAUAAAAGAUAUCGAACCUUCAAAGCCCCUUAGUAUAUUGUGUCACUCUUUCAAAGACAUCGACACUUACACCACAGGAUUUCCUCGUGGCAAUGAUCUAGGUCUUACAAACAUUUUUCGAGCUGUUAAACACUGCUUGCCUGGUCCGUAUACUUUCAUUUUGACUGCAAGUAAAGCCCUGCCUAAGCAAUGUAUAAGAUACGGGACUACAUCUUCCAAGUAUGCAUCAAGAAAGAAUGUCGGCAUUCGCAUACCUGAUGAUAGUGUGUGUCAGGCCAUACUGAAGAAGAUGGAAGCUCCUUUGAUAUCCACCAGUGUUAAGUCACCAAAGGAGGAUGAAUGGAUAUUAGAUCCCGUCGUAAUAGGUGAUGUAUAUGGACCAGAGGGCCUUGAUUUUGUCGUUGCUGCUGGUAUUAGAGUAGCCGAGCCAUCAACGGUGGUUGAUCUCACCGGAAGUCUGCCUAAAAUUAUACGUCAGGGAAAGGGUCCUAAGCAGGCGUGGAUGGUUGCAGCAGAAGAUGAAGACGACGACGAUACUGCUAUGUAACUGAGUUCAUUACCGCAGGCUUUCGUUAGAACUGCUUCAAUUUUCUCUAGAAAGCUGAUUCUAAAUGAAAUACACAACACAUUCAACCGCAUCUUCAAUAUAACACUUACCCUACUCAUGA